Debaryomyces hansenii CBS767 is the source of this 909-nucleotide messenger RNA. RefSeq names its product exosome non-catalytic core subunit. Gene Ontology annotation, cellular component: nucleolus; nuclear exosome (RNase complex); cytoplasmic exosome (RNase complex). The transcript has a single exon. The record is from RefSeq and is a predicted model, not a curated record. Bases 1 to 909 code for a protein of 302 amino acids. Gene Ontology annotation, biological process: U4 snRNA 3'-end processing; nuclear mRNA surveillance; poly(A)-dependent snoRNA 3'-end processing. Lineage: Eukaryota; Fungi; Ascomycota; Pichiomycetes; Serinales; Debaryomycetaceae.
AUGACAAGAAGAUUUCAGCAAUUAUUAUUGACUAGUAAUCAAAGUACAACAUUUCAAAUGAGUGAUAGAAGAAGGCUAUUAGGUCCUGUGAAUGCGAAGCUUCCAAAUGUUGGUAUUUCCUCAGAUUUAAAUAACAAACCUACAACGGAGAACAAGAAGAGAAAUGAUGAAGUUAGGAAAAUGUUUUUAAAGUCAGGAUUGGUUACAAAUGCUAAUGGUUCAGCAUACUUAGAAGUGGGAGACACUAUAAUCGAGGUCUCGGUAUUUGGACCCAGACCAAUUCGUGGUUCGUUUAUUGAUCGUGCAUCUUUCUCAGUAGAAUGUAAAUUUUUACCAUAUGUGACGCAACCAAACGAAAUUACAUUUAAUGGGAAAGCCACUAAUUUUAACAAUAAUGGUAGGCCUUCAUUAACCAAUAUCGAACAGAAAAUUUCGUCAUACUUAGAAACAUCAUUAUUACCAUGCAUACUAUUAGAAAAAUACCCCAAAUCAACUAUAGAUAUAUUUGUUUCCGUCAUUUCAACAAAUUCUAAUCCAAAUUCAAAUUCAUCUUUGCUUAACUUAAUUAACUGGAUAAUUAAUUGUUCUUCAUUAGCAUUAGUUGAUUCAGGAAUUGAAUUGAAGGAUAUUGUAACGAGUGGACAAGUUAACUUAAAUCAAAAGUCUAAUGAAUUGACCUUAGAUCCUAUAUACCCCGUCGAUACUAUAGAUAAGGAAGAUAGUAUUGAUUGUCUUGUGAGCUUUAUGAAUUUGAGAAAUGAUGAAAUUGUUGGAUUUUGGGUAGAAGGUAAGCAAGAAGAACUAAAUGAAACUAUUGUGACACAAUUAAUUGAUGGCUGUAAUGAGAUGUCCAAGCAAAUUAGAAGUAAUAUUAAUGGUUACUUGCUAAGUUUAAUGGAUUCAAAUUAA